AAUGACCUCUCAGCUCAGAAAAAAAUACAUACCUUGUUUCAUUGAUGACAAGGAUGUAUGAAAAUACUAACUUUAUGUCUGUUUUUGUUGAAGAUUAUCAACUUAUAUCGUGAACAGAGUAACACAUGGCUCAACUUAUUAAUGCACAUAAAUAUAAAAAUAGAUCUGGCGCACAUUUUGUAAUGACUUUUUGGUUUAAAAACUCAAAUUAGAAAAUUACAACACAGCUAAAGCAAUAUACGGUCAACCGAAUUUAAUCGAGGUGACUCUAAUUUCAGACUUAAAUUGAACUGUGAGCUAAGCUUUGGCACCGAUUCCUUGUAAGGCACAACGCAACAUCUCGAAACUUGUUAACUUAUUCUUUUGUUAAACUGUUAAUUUAUUAAGAUAUUUUCCUACAUAUAUUUCUCAAGAUGACGUCGCACCACAAAGACGACUCAAAGCUUGUUCAAAUUGCGAGAGUUUCUAGCGGCGGAGUAGCGGGAAUAAUUGCAGAACUGGUAACCCUUCCGGUUGACACAUUGAAAGUACGCGCCAUGGUAGCCGGAGAGCCCAAAUCUCACAUGAACCCCCUGCAAAGAGCCAUGUCACGUGUCAAGGCAACCUACAAUUAUGGGGGUGCGCGGGCAUUUUACGGCGGAAGGGCAGGCUCAUUGGCCGCUGUGCAACGUCAGAUGGUGAUGAACUCAGUCAAAAUUGGGUUCUACGAGCAAGUCAGAGACAAAUACUGCGAGCUUUUCAACGUCUCAAAUAAUCCCUCAAAAAUGCCAAUGUCUAUCAAGUUCUUGUCGGGCUGCACAACAGGUGUCUUGGCUGUUUGUGUAGGACAGCCUACAGAUGUCGUCAAAGUCCGCUGCCAAGCCAAUCCUUCUCGUUACAAAACGUCAUUUCAAGCUUAUACAGAAAUAUUGAAAUAUGAAGGGGUUAAGCAGGGCUUGUGGCGAGGAACGGUUCCGAGCGCCAAACGAAGUAUGGCCGUCACGGGGGCUGAAGUCGGGACCUUUGAUGUCACGAAAACUUAUCUCAAAGACCAUAAGGUUUUCGAGGAAGGAUUUUUUCUCUAUUUUUCUUCGGCCCUUUUCACCGGGUUUGUUGCUACGAUCGUAGCGACGCCUUCGGAUGUGAUCAAAACUGUAUAUUCGAACAAAACAAAGCAUUGCGAAUAUAGCAACGUUUUCAGCUGCACCCGUGACGUUUGGGUCAAAGAUGGGUUCAAGGGUUUUUACAAAGGUGUGGUUUUCAAUGGAUGUCGACUCGUAUUGUGGAACGUUUGCAUGUUUGUCAGUCAUGAAUAUCUGAUCAAACUUAUUGACGAAACAAAGAAAAGAAAAUGAAUGACAAGACGAAACAAAAGAAUACAACCGAGACGAUUCAUUCAUCUUUUUAGAUUUUAAUUUCUUAUGUUUAUGAUACAUUCAAACUGACUUACUUACAGAUUCUAACUUAAUCAGAGUUUAUUUUUGCAAUUGAAACCGAACGUAGAAUUU
This is a messenger RNA of Symsagittifera roscoffensis, 1487 nucleotides long. Its product is annotated as dicarboxylate carrier SLC25A8-like. Bases 414 to 1334 code for a protein of 306 amino acids. NCBI's taxonomy places the organism in Eukaryota, Metazoa, Xenacoelomorpha, Acoela, Convolutidae. Gene Ontology annotation, molecular function: oxidative phosphorylation uncoupler activity. The transcript has a single exon. The record is from RefSeq and is a predicted model, not a curated record. Gene Ontology annotation, biological process: response to cold; adaptive thermogenesis; mitochondrial transmembrane transport.